ACUUAAUGUAACUUCUGCUCAAUCUUUAGCAGACAAGAAUUUCGCGGACUGUACUCAGAUACUCAGAGAGUCUUCUGUAUUAAGAUAAUUACUCGUUUAAAGCCUGGGAUCUUAUUAUUUCCUACCAAGUCUUGCACAAAACAUUAGUAAAUUCAAACACGAAUUUAUCCUGUUGACAUUUUUUAUAUUUUAUUUGCAGUCCAAAAAGUACAAUUUGAUGAGGAAGACACACUUAAAUUGAAGUCCACAAGUGAUCAGUGGCGGCAACUAGUUUUUAUAACUCUUACUCACAUUCGUUAUUGUGAAAUACAGCGGGUGACUAUUAUGGGUUGCAUGAGCUCGAAACAAUUGCUGUUCAAAGUACUCAUGGCAAAUGAGGCGGGCAAGUACGAUAUCUCUGGCUAUCUCCUAUUCCGGGAGUCUCAAGACAACGACUGCCCUGCAAUAAGGUCCAGUCACGGGGAGCCAGAAUUAGUGCUUUUGAAUCAUUGGAAGGAAGAUAUGGCAAGGGAAUCCAGGAGCUUCUCUUGGAAAAUCAGUCAGAUUAAGACUUAUGGAUACUGUCAUGGAACAUUCAUGUUUGAGUGUAGAGCAACAGCUCCGCCUGUGACUUCAAAUGGAUCGAUGCAAGUAGCGUGUAGUCGAAAUUUAACUAGGAGUGCCAGAGGAGCUGGCACCAGGUUCCUGUUUAAGACUCCCCAGGCGCGACAGAUUUUCAAACUUCUGCAGUUGUGGUGUCACGAGGAGGCUCUUAAGAUGGAGAGGGGGUUCGACAGUACUGUGUGGGGUAGACAUGAGGACAACAUGGCGGUGUGCCAGAUGUCUGCGAGUGGAGAAAGGAGUUUGAUAAGGGCCAGAUCAGACUUGUGCUCUGAAGACGGGGACGGGGUCCAAUUGGUGAGAGUUGAAUGUGGCGGUGAUGAGUCCUUGUAUCGACCCCGGAAGGCAGUUCGGAACCGUUACGUGGAGGAUUUCAACAACGAGAGUAAGAGGGAUAGUAGUAGGCGAAGCUUUAACUGGCAGGAGCCCAUUCAAGAGGAGGAUGGAGAAAGUGCACAUGCGAUUACUAAUUAUCAAACAGGGCUGUACAUGAAUGAGUCUCUUGUGACUCAUGCCAGGGGUCCCACCCAAAAGAGACGUGGCGAGUAUAGCAAAAUAGUGGACAGAAAUAACAACAACUCCUUCGCGAAUCCAUGCGUGGGAGACGAGCAAAAUUCAAACAUAUACUCGGCGCUACAGUCGAGUUGCCACACUGCGGAGGAUGAACAAGCAGCUUCCAAACAAAACGCUUCUGCUUCUUACGUAAAUUACAUCCGACCGAAAAGUAGCAGUCCUUUAGCAGAAUACUGCAACAUAGAUACUCUUUCAUCUUCGCGAGGACCUGAAAGCAGUGGAAUAAGUACAGGUAGUUCGUCCAAUGUAAAUUUCUUCGAGUUUCCCGACGAAAACGUUGCUAACAAUGGUCAAAACAAUGCUAUUGUUGAAAUUCAUGGCAAUGAGUCCUCCUGUAAUUCCAAAUCUGGAAAGUUGAGCAUUAUUUACUCCGAAUUGGACAGUUCGGUGUGCUCCAGUUCGGCUUUUGAUGUUGAAAAUAGAAAGCGAAGCAGAAGUUUGGCAUCGCGAGACACGAACAGCUUAAUCGAGAGAAAGCGUCGGUCGGAUCCUUCAGUCGAAGUUUCUUACUAUCAACUGGAUGUAGAAAAAACUCGAGCACUAGCUACGACAACUGAAAGUAGAAAAGCCGAGAACAAAUUGAGAGAGAGAAUGGCCAUGCUCAACUCACAAGGCUCUGAUUUACAGGGAGAAACGACAUCCAAAAAGUUUGCUUCUAAUUUGUAUACAAGGCGGUCGUGGUCUAAUUCUACGACCCGAGAGAAACGUACAACACUGAGUAGUGCCGCCUAUUGGACAGGCUCUUGCUUAAGUAUGCGUAGUUUCAGAAGGUCGCGAUUCAGAAAGGGAGACAGAUUUUCUGGCUGAAGGCGUCAGUUAACCAAAGACGCAACAAUUAAAUCUAGUUGAAAACUUCCUUCAUCAGUUCGGAGAAAAACUCCAUUAAGCAGUAAGCUUUGAUUUAUAUAUAUUGUACAUAAAAAUAAAGAUCACGCGUAACUUUGUAAUUGGAUCCAAGAUAUCGACAAACAAA
Molecule: messenger RNA, 2146 nt
Organism: Symsagittifera roscoffensis
Lineage: Eukaryota; Metazoa; Xenacoelomorpha; Acoela; Convolutidae
Exons: 2
Coding region: 325-1980 (551 amino acids)
Source: RefSeq, a predicted model, not a curated record